This is a messenger RNA of Pseudomassariella vexata, 1947 nucleotides long. Its product is annotated as WD40-repeat-containing domain protein. Gene Ontology annotation, molecular function: protein binding. The coding region runs from base 171 to 1679 and encodes 502 amino acids. The record is from RefSeq and is a predicted model, not a curated record. NCBI's taxonomy places the organism in Eukaryota, Fungi, Ascomycota, Sordariomycetes, Amphisphaeriales, Pseudomassariaceae. The transcript has a single exon.
CGAUUAUCAAGCAGAUGCCCAUUCGUCUUUGACGACUGUCCACCGAAAAUUAUUACAAAUCCUGUUACUCUUAAGAAGCCUUGAGUCUGAUACAAAGAGAUUCUUCAUUUCCUCCUCCGUAUUCCACCAGACUGCCCCUCCCUGCCGACACAUUCCCAACCCCAGUCACAAUGACAUCCCCGCACCGUGAUGACCGCGAUGACCUCGAAGACACACCCGAGCUGCUCGAUGCUGACGAUGCGCUUGAGGAAGUCGAGGACGAGGAUGGCGAUAUUGCGAUGGAUUUAGACGACGAGCCAGAGGAGAUCACACUCGUGAACGACAGCAUAGCAUAUUUCGACUCGCACAAGGACUCCGUCUUCGCCAUCGCGCAACACCCGACACUGUCGUCCCUCAUUGCGACUGGUGGCUCCGAGGGUGAUGGUGAUGAUGCGCCCGGCAAGGGUUACGUCUUCGACACAUCAGCCGUUGCCGGCCGGCCUGUCCUCCCACCUAGCUACAAUUCCAACCCGAACGCACCGCAGCAGACAAGCACCGUGCUGAAGGAGAUUUUUACACUCGAGGGACACAGCGACUCGAUCAACGCGCUGGCUUUCACGCUACCGCGCGGACAGUUUCUAGUUUCGGCUGGUCUUGAUGGGAGGAUAAGAACAUACCAACUUGCGAUCGACGCGCGGAAUAAACCAAGCUUCAAGUUCCUGGCCGAGGCACAAGAGGUGCCCGAGGUUAACUGGCUGGCUCCAUGCCCCGCAGUAGAAUACCCAAAUACAGUUGCACUGGGCGCAUCGGAUGGCUCGGUGUGGGUGUACACGAUCGACGCUUCAGACUCUGCCAACCCACUCCAGAUCGUUCAGAGCUAUUUUAUGCAUCAAGGAUCAUGCACAGCAGGCGCUUGGUCACCCGAUGGCACAUUCCUCGCGACAGUCUCAGAUGACAUGUCGCUGUACGUGUGGGACAUCUGGGGAGCAGCAGCCGCCAAGGGACUGACCAACGACAACGGCCAAACCGUUGUCUCCCUCACAGGUGAAGACCAAAGAUUUGAGGUCCAGGGUGGACUGUUCUCCGUGGCCAUCGACCCGAGUUCAGCUUUCGUAGCCGUUGGUGGUGCAGGCGGCGCAAUUAAGAUCGUAAGUUUACCGCGCAUCGCCAACGAGGCAGCAUCGCAAGCACAGCCCCAGUCCAGCAAACAGACCAAGGCAAAGGCGAAGGGAGGCAACGCAGGUGGCAGCCAAGCUGGAGUUAUUUUGGCUAGUGUGCACACCCAAACCGACGGCAUCGAGACGCUCUCCUUCUCGCCGACGCAGAGCUUGCUCGCCGCUGGUAGCGUCGACGGCAGUAUUGCCAUCUACGACACGGCAAGACGGUUUUCUGUCCGACGUCAUAUCAAGGAGGCUCAUGAUGACUUCAGUGUUGUCAAGGUUGAGUUCGUACGUGGAGAGGGUGAUGGCUGGCUGUUGACAAGCUGUGGUAUGGACGGUGUGGUUCGAAGAUGGGACGUCAGAGGUGCGACACCGAGUGGAAAUAUUGGGUUCACUGCGGCUUCUGGCUUGAGCAAAGAAUGGCGAGGUCACAGAGGUGAUGGCGAGGGUGGUGGUGUGUUGGGCUUCGUCCAAGGCACUACUGGAGAGAGGAUCGUCACAGCUGGUGAUGAUGGAAUUGUGUUGGUUUUUGAGGCCUAAAGUCUAAGGACUGCCCACUGCUGAUGGAUAUGGUGACCAUAAAUACAUACUAGCUAGAUGGUAGAUGGUUUAUGAGAACAUAAACAAAAGCGUUGCUAGCAAACACUCGCACAAAUAUGUAAGGACUGACAGCGCAACCAAAUUCCAUGAGUACUGAAUCGAGUAAUCCUGUCCCAUAUCGUGACCGACUGAGUAGCCCGACGUCUGUAGGCUUUUAGCAUUGGUUGUCUGCCGUAAUGUAAGUCACAUCUAACCCCUAAUUGACGCG